AUGGGUAGCUUUCUCCCUCAAUGCGAGCAAUUACGAGCGGCCGAGGGUGACCCCCCCAACCAUAAGCCAAGACCCCUCGUAAUUCUGAUUGUUGGCGCUGGCAUUGGCGGUUUAACAGCAGCCGUCUCUCUUCGCCACAACGGGCACCAUGUCACGCUACUGGAGCAGUCUCGACUAGCAAGCGAAGCAGGAGCCGCUGUCCACUUGACUCCAAAUGCCAAUGGUCUCCUGAGGCGUUGCGGUAUUUUUGCUGAAACAUUCGGCUCGGUUCCCAACGAUAGAGUCCUGGAGUACGUCUAUGAUGGACGUCUGCUGACUGACAUCAACUUGGUGCAGGCGAACAAGAGGUGGGCGCAUCCGUGGCUCAUUGCGCAGAGGACUGCUCUCCAUACUAAGUUGAAGGAGGCGGCUACUGCAACCCAUGGCACCGGCACUCCAGCUGUUUUACAGACCUCAAGCAAGGUCGUCCGAGUAGACGCUGAACUGGGACGCGUAUGGUUGGAUAACGGUACGAGCUUGAUGGGCGAUGUUAUCCUGGGUGCUGAUGGAAUACAUUCAUCGGUAAGAAGCGUCUUGAGCAAUGCUUCUCCUUAUCCAACUGGAAAAGCAGCCUUUAGGUUCCAAGUGACAUACCAACUUGCAGCAGACGAUGCUCUCACACGGCGCCUAAGUGAGCAAAAAAACAGCCUUUGCACCUGGUUGGCCAAGGAUAGGAGAGUCGUCAUGUACUCAUGCGAUGAUAACCGACUGCUUAACUUCGUUUGCAUACAUCCAGAUGACGAGUCGCAUCGGGAACAGACAACUACAUGGUCAAAACAAGGCGACCUCAGCCAGAUGCUUAGAGUCUUCGAAAACUUUGACCCGACACUGACAGGCCUGAUGCGCAAAGCUAAUCCAGCCCAAAUUAAGGUCUGGCAACUGAUGGACAUGGAGGAAAUUCCCUGGACUCGUGACCGUGUGGCUCUACUAGGAGACGCGGCCCAUCCUUUCACUCCGCAUCAAGGUCAAGGGGCAGCCAUGGCCAUUGAGGAUGCGGCGUCCUUGUCGGUGGUGCUUCCUCAGGGAACCAAGCCUGAAGAAGUUGUAGAACGCCUUCAACUAUACGAACAAAUACGGCGUGAAAGGGCUCAUAAAAUUCAAGAGCUAUCACGCCAAGCUGGCAGAGAUUGGGUCGAAGGAAAGCUCAAUGUUGACAACACUGACUUCACUCAUGCCUUUGAUGAGUUUGACAAUAGCAUUAAGCAUUUCAGGCGAUGGCUUUGGGCUCAGAAACCCGCCAUCUCCUCGCAAAUGCCAAUAGGAUUUGGACCCAGUCCUAGUCCACUGCAAGACUAUUAUGGCCGGCAAUAUCAAUCAAAGGAAGGUGGUGGUUACCGUGAGUUUACGACGCUCAACGUCAGGUUCAAGACUUCGCGCACGGUUCUGCAAAACAUGUUUCCCACGGACCAGUUUCAGUUCCGACGAGUCGAUACUGUCUGCACAGCAAGUUGGUCCAUCACGAAAUUUGGUCGAGUUCCCUGGCUAGGUGGUGAGGGAUACUGCACCAUGGCCCUAUUUUUCCAUGGUGUGCGUUAUGUGAGAAAAAAGGAUGGCAGCAUGGUGAAUGGUGCUUUCAUCCCGGUGCUCUUUGAGUCAUUGAGCGACGCCGUAGUAGCUGGACGAGAGCUGUUCGGUCUCCCAAAAUUCGGAUGUGACGUACAACUCAACCACUCUGGCAGCACUUGUCGAGCAACAGCCACCUGGAAGGGGUCCAAGUUGGUUGAGAUCACACUUCCAAAGCUUGAGGAGAUUGGCAAGGAUUCUGUUGAAGGUGGAGCCUACUGGGGCGAGACCAAUGUUCUCGCGUACCGUUACAUCCCGUCGGUGGAUGAGCCGGACAAGCCGGAUGCGGCAUAUGCAUGUGUGGUCACGCACGCUGACGAGGGGCGAGUGAAGAAUGGCGGGACGAUCACGUUCGCUGCACAGUCCGCAGAAGCAAACAUCGACUGCCAGGCACAUGAUUGGGAUGCUCUCCCUACAUUGCAUCACAUCGCGUCUAUACUUGCUGAAAUACCCGUCUACGAAAUACUACAUGCCAAGUUGGUAAAAGGCAUAGUAAAUGGGACAGCACCACGCGCUCGACGCAUAGAGUAG
This is a messenger RNA of Exserohilum turcica Et28A, 2133 nucleotides long. RefSeq lists its product as uncharacterized. NCBI's taxonomy places the organism in Eukaryota, Fungi, Ascomycota, Dothideomycetes, Pleosporales, Pleosporaceae. The record is from RefSeq and is a predicted model, not a curated record. The transcript is spliced from 5 exons. Bases 1 to 2133 code for a protein of 710 amino acids. Gene Ontology annotation, molecular function: FAD binding; lyase activity; monooxygenase activity.